AUGUCAGAAGAUAUCGACAAUAUUUCAGCCCAAGAAUUCGUUCCUUGGUUAAGAGAAAUAGCAGAAAUUGUUGAGAAACUCGUAAUAUUUUAUCAAAAUGUAGAGCAUAAUAAACGAAUUUGUGGAGUGCUAAUGGUUAGAAUACAAGCAGCUCGUGCGUCAAUAAACAGUUUAGAAAUUUGUGCAUGCGAAUUUCCUGAAUCCACCGAUUUUUUUACUCCGGAAAAUUAUAUAAAUUUACGAAAUUUUAAACUUUUUCUGAAAAAAAUUGAAGAAUUUAUCAAGAAAGUUCAAAAUAUUCAAAAUUACCAAUUCUUUCUUGAUAAAAAUUCUAUAAAAAAUGAAUUUUAUGACCUUAUUGAUAAAUUCGAUGAUUAUAUGAAAUCAUUAAAUUUUUCAAUGGCCAUCAAUAUAAAACAUCCAUCAAAAGAUAUUGAAUUGAUAAAGAAAGAUAUUGAUGAUAUGAAAGAGUAUCUUAAAUGGAUUAUGGAAAGUACUAAUAAAGAACAAAUAGAUAAGAUUGAAGAGAUUAUGGAAAGUACUAAUAAAGAGCAAAUAGAUAAGAUCGAAGAAAUCACAUUAAGUAACAGUGAGUUGUUACAAAAAAUUACCGUGAAAAUUGAAGAUUUAAUAAGAAAUAAAAAUGCAUAUGACAACCCAAAAAUGCAAAAACUUAUCCGUAAGGAAAUUAUUGCAAGUGCAAGUCUUAAUCCUGAUGAUUUUAUUCUUGAUCAAGAAAAACCAAUUCGUGGCAGAGUUCGAAAAUAUCAUUACAAACGUUUUGGUGAGUUUGAUGUAGCACUUAAGGAAUUAGAACAAAAAACAAAAAUGUCAGAUAGACUUGUACUUCAAAUUGGAAUUUUGAAAAAUAUUAAUGAAUCAAGAGAUAUUGUUCAAUACAUUGGUCUUGUUACAAUUAAUUCUCGGCAAUUUCUUGUUACCCAAUGGGCUGAAAAUGGAACGUUGCGUGAAUAUUAUGUAAAGAGAAAUCCAGAUAUCAAAAUCAGAGCGAGACUUGCUUUGGAAAUCGCGCGUGGAUUAAAUUAUCUUGAGGCAUAUAAAAUAUUUCAUCAUGAUGUUCGGAGUGAGAAUGUAUUAGUUGAUUAUUUUGAACAUGCAAAAAUCACAAAAUUCGAAUUCAGUCGUAGUAUUGGUGAUGCUGUUAGUAGCACCAAUCUUGAUGUUACCAUGGAAAACGUCCGCUACAUGGCUCCUGAAAAGAUUAAUAAUAGCGCUCUACGAUAUAACUCAAAAUGCGAAGUGUUCAGUUUCGGAAUGCUUUUAUGGGAACUUGCAGAACAAAAACUUCCUUUUUCUGAAACUGGAAAUACUGUACUUGCAAUAAGUCAAUUAAUAGUAGACAAUACGAUGAAUCUAAAAUUUUCGAGUCAUGAUGUACCAAAAAAAUGGAAAAGUCUUGUAUCUAAAGCUACUCAAUACAAAGCCAUAGACCGUCCAGAGAUGAAGGAAAUACUUAGGAAAAUUAGAUUCAUUAACGAAUCGAUUAAUACAACUACUCCCGAUGCGUCAGAUUCACAUAAUGAUUUACAAACGUUAACAUUUAAUGAAGCAAUUGAACAGACAAAUCUUAAAAAUGGUUCUAAAGAAAGAGCUUGGAAAACAAUUGUUAAAUAUUCAGAAAAAAAGGAUGAUUUUACUGCAAAAUUUUGGAAAGGAUAUUAUCUUUUUUAUAAAUUAGUCAAGUUUCCAUAUUCUGAUGAUGAAAGAAUCCAGCUUGCUGCUAAAGCAUUUAAAGAAGCUGCAGAUGGAGCAAAUCACAAGGAGGCACAAUUUAUGUACGCUUCAUGUAUUUAUAAAAAGAUUCCAUCCGAAGCGAUAAAAUAUUUUAAAAUGGCAGCUGCACAGCAACAUACCAUUUCGAUGCAUAAUUUAGGAUUGUUAUAUUAUAAUGGUAAGUACAUUGAUGUCGACAAAAAGGAAGGUGAAUAUUGGUUUAAAAGAGCCGCAGAUG
Molecule: messenger RNA, 1972 nt
Organism: Cetraspora pellucida
Lineage: Eukaryota; Fungi; Glomeromycota; Glomeromycetes; Diversisporales; Gigasporaceae
Source: the annotation of a GenBank genome assembly